AAUCGGAUGAAAGAACCAAGACCAAGAUGGCCGCCCCAAAUAAUAAAUAAAUGAACGGUGGAAUAAACGCGUUAAUUUAAUAAUUUUAAAAGACAUACACGGGCCCCCCGCUCGGUACCCCCAUUUGAUUUAAUGCGUUUUUCAUAAAAAAGAUGAACGGAAUGUUGCCGUCGUUCAAUCCGCCGGUGGUGCGGCGCCUCCUCGGCUGGAAAAAAGGCUCCGAUUCGGAUGACAAAUGGUGCGAAAAGGCCGUCAAGUCGUUGGUGAAGAAAUUAAAGAAAUCGGGGGCCCUGGAGGAGCUCGAACGGGCGAUUUCCUCGCAGAACCACAACACGAGAUGCGUUACGGUGCCCAGAGUGCGCCCUAACACAGACAUAAACAACAUCCAACAACAAAGAAAAGGUCUACCGCACGUGAUCUACUGCAAACUGUGGCGCUGGCCCGAACUACAAUCCCACCAUGAAUUGAGGGCCUUGGACCAUUGCGAGUUCGCCUUUACCCUUAAAAAAGAUGAGGUGUGCGUCAACCCUUAUCACUACACCAAAAUAGAGAGCCCCGCGUUGCCAGUCAUUUUAGUCCCGAGACAAACCUGCGAUGACAACAACUUGUUUCCACACUCCUUGGAAGACUUGAGCACCUCCGUACCGGAAAACACUUCGUUUCCACACAAUACAAACUCCUUAAGUAUUAUGCAGCAACAUGCCAGAAGUUUUAUGGAUACUGUAGGAAUGUGCCCCAACGGUACCCCCACUGGUAUGGAAUCCCCUUUGAGUAUUGUGCCCCCCACUGAAACCCCACCACCCGGUUACAUGUCUGAAGAUGGCGAUCCUAUUGACCCUAAUGAUAAUAUGAGUUUAUCGAGGCUUACCCCAAGUCCCCCAGUGGACGCCCAACCGGUAAUGUACUGUGAACCCGCUUUUUGGUGCAGUAUCAGUUAUUAUGAGCUGAAUACUCGGGUUGGGGAAACUUUUCAUGCCAGUCAGCCUUCGAUUACGGUGGACGGGUUUACAGAUCCUAGUAAUUCAGAAAGGUUUUGUUUGGGUUUACUGUCAAAUGUUAAUAGAAACACAGUGGUGGAGCAGACGAGACGACACAUCGGCAAAGGGGUGAGGCUGUACUAUAUCGGGGGCGAGGUGUUCGCCGAAUGCCUGAGCGACUCGAGUAUUUUCGUACAAUCGCCGAAUUGUAACCAAAGAUACGGAUGGCAUCCCGCCACCGUCUGUAAAAUACCACCCGGUUGUAACCUAAAAAUAUUCAACAAUCAAGAAUUCGCCGCUUUACUCUCCCAAUCGGUCAGCCAGGGGUUCGAGGCGGUGUUCCAGCUGACCAGGAUGUGCACAAUCAGAAUGUCCUUCGUUAAGGGUUGGGGUGCAGAAUACCGGCGUCAAACGGUUACGUCCACCCCCUGUUGGAUCGAACUGCACCUGAACGGACCUCUCCAGUGGUUGGAUCGGGUGCUGACCCAAAUGGGUUCCCCCAGGUUACCGUGCAGCUCGAUGUCCUAAAACCGGCACCGACGAAAAUCCCGUUUAAAGUGCGUUUGAGUGCAUAUCGUGAGGAGGUGUUUCCUAAAUAAUCGAAGACAUGUGUGCCACAUAUGAAGUACAAAUAAUCAUUCAAAAAAAAAAAAAAAACACUUCCUUUAUAUGUGUUUAGUAUUUGUUUAAGACCAUGUAAUUCGGGACACCCUGUAUGUUUAUAAAUGUAAGAAGCUUGGCUACUAAAUAUCUUGUCUUGCCUCCCAAGACGGUUUAUUUUAUUUUGUAGGCUUGUUUGAAUGACAGUUAUAGCUUUAUAUUUUAUUUUGUACAAAUGUUAUUGUACUUUUAUUGCAGGAAUUACGUUUUUUAUUAUAUAUAGGGUAUUUAAAGAUUGUUUGAUAGUUUACCCCCAAAAAUGAUAAGCAGAAAAUGGAUGUUUAAUGAUUAUUGGACUAGGAACACGGUUUAUUAAGGGUCUUUAGUUGAUUAAAAUACAAGAAUGCGUGGGAAAUGUUUUGUUGUUUAAACCAUUAAGGUAUAUAUGUGAUUUUUUUACGGGCAGGUAAAAAACGCUGGCAUUUUUUUGCUUUAAGGGUUAGUAACAAAUAUUUUUAUUUAUAGUAAUUUUAAAUAGUUAUCUUACUAAGAAAUUUAAAUAUUAAGUAUGUGGCUUUGAUAGGUCACGAAUGACAGUCUGUCAAAGUUGAGCCUUUUUCACCCUUUUGAUGAGCAAAACAUGCUUUUCAAAAAUUGCUGUCAUUUUGUUGGUUUAAUGUUUAGCAACAAAAAGUUUUUUUAAUUGUAAUAUUGAAUCAUUUUUUUACAAUAAAAUGCAAUUUUAAAGUAUGUGGCUUUGACAGGUCACGAAUGACAGUCUGUCAAAGUUGAGCCUUUUUCACCCUUUUGAUGAGCAAAACAUGCUUUUCAAAAAUUGCUGUCAUUUUGUUGGUUUAAUGUUUAGCAACAAAAAGUUUUUUUAAUUGUAAUUUUGAAUCAUCUUUUUAUAAUAAAAUGUAAUUUUAAAGUAUGUGGCUUUGACAGGUCACGAAUGACAGUCUGUCAAAGUUGAGCCUUUUUCACCCUUUUGAUGAGCAAAACAUCCUUUCAAAAAUUGCUGUAAUUUUUUUGCUUUAAUGUUUAGCAACAAAAAGUUUUUUUUAUGGUAAUUUUGAAUCAUUUUUUUAUAAUAAAAUCCAAAUUUGAAGUAUGUGGCUUUGACAGGUCACAAAUGACAGUCUGUCAAAGUUGAGCCAUUUUCACCCUUUUGAUGAGCAAAACGUGUUUUUCAAAAAUUGCUGUCAUUUUGUUGCUUUAAUGUUUAGCAACAAAAAGUUUCUUUUAUUGUAAUUUUGAAUAAUUUUUUUAUAAUAAAAUGCAAUUUUGAAGUAUGUGGCUUUGACAGGUCACGAAUGACAGUCUGUCAAAGUUGAGCCAUUUUCACCCUUUUGAUGAGCAAAACAUGCUUUUUAAAAAUUGCUGUAAUUUUUUUGCUUUAAUGUUUAGCAACAAAAAGUUUCUUUUAUUGUAAUUUUGAAUCAUUUUUUUAUAAUAAAAUGCAAUUUUGAAGUAUGUGGCUUUGACAGGUCACGAAUGACAGUCUGUCAAAGUUGAGCCAUUUUCACCCUUUUGAUGAGCAAAACGUGUUUUUCAAAAAUUGCUGUCAUUUUGUUGCUUUAAUGUUUAGCAACAAAAAGUUUCUUUUAUUGUAAUUUUGAAUAAUUUUUUUAUAAUAAAAUGCAAUUUUGAAGUAUGUGGCUUUGACAGGUCACGAAUGACAGUCUGUCAAAGUUGAGCCAUUUUCACCCUUUUGAUGAGCAAAACAUGCUUUUUAAAAAUUGCUGUAAUUUUUUUGCUUUAAUGUUUAGCAACAAAAAGUUUCUUUUAUUGUAAUUUUGAAUCAUUUUUUUAUAAUAAAAUGCAAUUUUGAAGUAUGUGGCUUUGACAGGUCACGAAUGACAGUCUGUCAAAGUUGAGCCAUUUUCACCCUUUUGAUGAGCAAAACAUGCUUUUUAAAAAUUGCUGUCAUUUUGUUGUUUUAAUGUUUAGCAACAAAAAGUUUCUUUUAUUGUAAUUUUGAAUCAUUUUUUUAUAAUAAAAUGCAAUUUUGAAGUAUGUGGCUUUGACAGGUCACGAAUGACAGUCUGUCAAAGUUGAGCCUUUUUCACCCUUUUGAUGAGCAAAACGUGCUUUUCAAAAAUUGCUGUCAUUUUGUUGGUUUAAUGUUUAGCAACAAAAAGUUUUUUUUAUGGUAAUUUUGAAUCAUUUUUUUAUAAUAAAAUCCAAAUUUGAAGUAUGUGGCUUUGACAGGUCACAAAUGACAGUCUGUCAAAGUUGAGCCAUUUUCACCCUUUUGAUGAGCAAAACGUGUUUUUCAAAAAUUGCUGUCAUUUUGUUGCUUUAAUGUUUAGCAACAAAAAGUUUCUUUUAUUGUAAUUUUGAAUAAUUUUUUUAUAAUAAAAUGCAAUUUUGAAGUAUGUGGCUUUGACAGGUCACGAAUGACAGUCUGUCAAAGUUGAGCCAUUUUCACCCUUUUGAUGAGCAAAACAUGCUUUUUAAAAAUUGCUGUAAUUUUUUUGCUUUAAUGUUUAGCAACAAAAAGUUUCUUUUAUUGUAAUUUUGAAUCAUUUUUUUAUAAUAAAAUGCAAUUUUGAAGUAUGUGGCUUUGACAGGUCACAAAUGACAGUCUGUCAAAGUUGAGCCUUUUUCACCCUUUUGAAGAGCAAAACAUGCUUUUCAAAAAUUGCUGUCAUUUUGUUGCUUUAAUGUUUAACAACAAAAAGUUUCUUUUAUGGUAAUUUUGAAUCAUUUUUUUAUAAUAAAAUGCAAUUUUAAAGUAUGUGGUUUUGACAGGUCACGAAUGACAGUCUGUCAAAGUUGAGCCAUUUUUAGCCUUUUGAUGAGCAAAACAUGCUUUUCAAAAAUUGCUGUAAUUUUGUUGGUUUAAUGUUUAGCAAGAAAAAGUUUUUUUUAUUGUAAUUUUGAAUCAUUUUUUUAUAAUAAAAUGCAAUUUUGAAGUGUGUGACUUUGACAGGUCACGAAUGACAGCCUGUCAAAGUUGACCCAUUUUUACCUUUUUAAUAAGCAAAAGAUGCUUUUCAAAAAUUGCUGUAAUUUUGUUGCUUUAAUGUUUAGCAACAAAAAGUUUCUUUUAUUGUAAUUUUGAAUCAUUUUUUUAUAAUAAAAUGCAAUUUUAAAGUAUGUGGCUUUGACAGGUCACGAAUGACAGUCUGUCAAAGUUGAGCCAUUUUCACCCUUUUGAUGAGCAAAACAUGCUUUUUAAAAAUUGCUGUAAUUUUUUUGCUUUAAUGUUUAGCAACAAAAAGUUUCUUUUAUUGUAAUUUUGAAUCAUUUUUUUAUAAUAAAAUGCAAUUUUGAAGUAUGUGGCUUUGACAGGUCACAAAUGACAGUCUGUCAAAGUUGAGCCUUUUUCACCCUUUUGAUGAGCAAAACAUGCUUUUUAAAAAUUGCUGUCAUUUUUUUGCUUUUAUGUUUAGCAAGAAAAAGUUUUUUUUAUUGUAAUUUUGAAUCAUUUUUUUAUAAUAAAAUGCAAUUUUGAAGUAUGUGGCUUUGACAGGUCACGAAUGACAGUCUGUCAAAGUUGAGCCUUUUUCACCCUUUUGAUGAGCAAAACGUGCUUUUCAAAAAUUGCUGUCAUUUUGUUGCUUUAAUGUUUAGAAACAAAAAGAAGAAUUUUGAAUGAUUCUAUUACGAUAAAAUCCAAAUUUGAAAUACGGGCUUUGACAGAUCAUAAAUGACAGCCUGUCAAAGUUAAGCCAUUUUCACGCCCUUAAUGAGCAAAACAUGCUUUUUUAAAAAUCCUAUAAUUUCGUUACUUUAAGAUGUAGCAACAAAAAGUUUCUUUUAUCGCAUUUUUAAAUCCUUCUUUUACCAUAAAAUCCAAAUUUAAAAUCUGUGUCCUUGACAGGUCACGAAUGACAGCCUGUCAAAGUUAAGCCAUUUCCACCCUUUCAAUGGACAUACUUUACUAAAAUCGCUGUAAUUUUCUUGCUUUAAGGUUUAACAAUAAACAACCUCAUUUAUAGCAAUUUCAAAUAGUUCUUUUCCCAUAUAAUCCAAAUCUGAAAUCUGUAACUUUGAUUGAAAACCCGUCAUUGUCAUAUAAUAAUAAUCAUUAAACAUCCAACAUGUGUUGAAAUCCCCCCGUUUUUAAGCAAUAUACGAAAUUAGAGAUUAUUUUAUUGUGAAAUUGUUAGGCGUAACAUUGUAGUUGUUAUUUGAUUUGGGCCGCUUUAUUAUUCUAAGACUGUUAUAUUGGUUUAAUGUUAUCAGUUUCUCAUGAUGUUUUAUAUUUUAUAUAAAGUUUGGAACUUAUUAUUAUUAUGAUACACUUAAGUUUUGUAUGAAGGAGCCUCAAUGUCUUCUUAACCCUCUCUAUAUGGUAAAAUUUUCCAGAGAGGUGGUUAGGAGAACACGGACCGUUCCGUAUCAGUAGCUUAGUAACGUGUUAUACAUACUUUUAAAUUAGUCUUAAGCUGUAAAGGUUUCAUAUUAUUAUCUCUUAAAUUUGACCCGCAUCAUUACGAGCAUUUAAACGUAAUUAAAAAAUCAUCUAUUUUAAUAUUAAUUGUAUAGAUUUAGCGUUUAGAAAGCAACUACCAAACUGUGUAUGCUACAAAUCUUACUUUUAUUUUAAAGUAAUAUAUAUAGCCAUUGAUUUCA
Anthonomus grandis grandis is the source of this 6161-nucleotide messenger RNA. RefSeq names its product mothers against decapentaplegic homolog 3 (gene Smox). Gene Ontology annotation, cellular component: heteromeric SMAD protein complex. The record is from RefSeq and is a predicted model, not a curated record. Gene Ontology annotation, biological process: transforming growth factor beta receptor signaling pathway; cell differentiation; regulation of transcription by RNA polymerase II. The transcript is spliced from 12 exons. Gene Ontology annotation, molecular function: I-SMAD binding; DNA-binding transcription factor activity, RNA polymerase II-specific; RNA polymerase II cis-regulatory region sequence-specific DNA binding. Bases 153 to 1505 code for a protein of 450 amino acids. NCBI's taxonomy places the organism in Eukaryota, Metazoa, Arthropoda, Insecta, Coleoptera, Curculionidae.